Molecule: messenger RNA, 9510 nt
Organism: Plasmodium gonderi
Lineage: Eukaryota; Apicomplexa; Aconoidasida; Haemosporida; Plasmodiidae
Product: ubiquitin carboxyl-terminal hydrolase 1
Exons: 3
Coding region: 1-9510 (3169 amino acids)
Biological process (GO): protein deubiquitination
Molecular function (GO): cysteine-type deubiquitinase activity
Source: RefSeq, a predicted model, not a curated record
AUGAGUUAUAACAAUCGCUAUGACGCCCUCAAUGGCGUGGAAGAUUUUGUUGACACGCAUGAAGAUAGGUAUGAGGAAAAAUAUGAAGAUGAAAAUAAUAACCCUCAAAAAAGAAAUGAACAAAGGGAAAAAAAAAAAAAAAAAAAAGAUUUAAAAGGAUACAACGCGGACGUUAACCUGACAGAAAAAGGAAGUUUCGAAGAAGAAGAAGAAGAAGACAGGGAAUCGGGACAGCAAAAUCUCAAAGGAAGCAUCGAUAGGAACAGCCACAAAAAAGAGAGCAAAGAAAAUAUUUUAAGAAAUAGCUCACGCAUUCUAACGAAUGAAAAAAAAAAAAAAAAAAAAAAUUCGAAUGAAAUUUUUGAAGACGAAAAAAUGAAUGACGAAAAAAAAGCAUCCAUCAAGGAUAAUGUGUAUGAAAAUUUUAUAAGGGAGUAUCAGAAUUUACAAUCCUUGUUCUCUUUCAACAAAGACCAAAAUACAGAGCUGAGAGCAGAUGUGAAGGGGAAAAAAACAGAAGGAGAGAUGAUGAGAGCUGCUGAGAAGGGGAAAAAAACAGAAGGAGAGAUGAUGAGAGCUGCCGAGAAGGGACGAGAAACGGAAGGAGAAAAGCAGAGGAAGUGUUCAUUUGAUGAAUCUUUGAGCAAAGUAGUGGAUAGAAAUUUGGCUGAAGGGAUCACUCGAAAAAGUACACAUGAAGAUGUGGUAGAUGUCAAAAAAAAGAAACAAGAGAAUCAGAUUCCUACGCAUCAUCAGUAUAGGAGAAACUCAAAGAAGGGAUCCUCAAAUGAUGCAAAUCGAGAUAGACCCCAUGAACUAAACGAGAGUGAAGACAGAUGCGUUGAUCCUAUGGAACAUUUGUCUCCUGAUUUUAAGAAUUAUGAUAAUAUUGGUUCUAUUGAAAAAGAGAAGGAAGAAGGAAUAAAGCGAAUAGAAAGCAUAAAGAAUUCGAUGGAAUGUUAUUCUAAGAGGUCUGAUAUAAAUGACGAAAGUGGUGAUAGUAAUGAUAUAGCUUUUUUCAGUAGUGAUAAUCGGGAUGUAAAUUUUGGUUUUAGUGGAACCCAUGAUGCAUCUAACAAAGAAGUGAUUGACAGGAUUAACUUAAGAGAAACGUAUGUCCAUUCAGAAGAAAAAAGUAAAAGCAGAAAAAAAUCAGAUGAAGGAAUCUUAGCAGAAUGUCAAGUUAAAAAAAAAAAAACAGAAGGAAAAAGUAAAUAUAUGAAAAGAGAAUCAAGUAGUGGAAACAUGAAAAAGAUGAUGAAUCAAAUAGAAAUAUAUCAAAGUAGAAUAAAGGGAAAUUUCAUAAAUGAAGAGAAAUAUAUGAAUAUGGAUUCAUUAAAACGAUUAUCAAUUAAUAGAAAUAAAAUGGAAAUAGAUGAUAGUAGCUACUUUCAAUAUGAAAUCAAUAAUUCCAAAAAGUUACUUCACAAAAACAUGAGUAAUUUAUAUAGUAUGAAUGGAUCUAAUUUAACAUUCCAUCAGGAUUUUUUUAAAGACAUUUUACCAUUAAGUGAUGAGAAAAAAAAAGAAAAAAAAAAAAAAAAAUCUAGUAAACAACACAAUUUUGAUAAUUUUGACCAUCUAUCUUACUUUUCAGAAAUGAAAAUUGCAAAAAUGUUAAAGAAUAAUCGUAACUCCUCCAUUCACCAAGAAACCACAUUUAGUAAGAAGUUAAUCUCAAAAAGAGAAAAAUCCAAUCAUAAGAAGAGUACCAUUGUUGGGGUUAUGAGUGCAGACGGAAGACCUCCUUUGGAUGUUGAAGAUGACAAUGAUGGGAUGAAAACGAGAGAGGAAAUGCAGGUGCAUAGAGGGAAGGAUAGAGGAAUGUGCACGAAGUAUGAUGAUACUCUGAAUGAGAUUGAAAAUGAUUCUGGUGAUAACAACACCCAUAGUGGAAACAAUCGGAAUAAUGACAUUCCCAGUGAUGUCAUUCCAAGUGAUGGCAUUCCAAGUGAUGGCAUUCCAAGUGGUGACAUUCCAAGUGGUGACAUACGAAAUGAUAGUGGGAAUUUCAAUCUAUCUGAAGGAAGCUACAAGGAAAAGAAGAAGAAGAAAAAGAAAAAAAAAAAGAAAAAAUCACAAGGAGAUGUAAUUAAAAAAAUCCUGAAUGGACAAAUGGAGGGAGAACAAAACAUGAAGGAGAAUAACAAGUUUUAUAAAAAUACAAAAGUAGGAGAAAAGAGAAAUUCAAAUGAAACACAAAAUAAUUUGAUGAGCUACUCCCUAGGGGAGGCAGGGGAGAUCAAUUUGCACAGCUCUUCAAAGAAAAUGGAAUUAUAUGAUGAUACACAAAAAGAACUUUACAAUGCCAUGCUUAAUGAUUAUCUGGAUAAUAACAAAUCCAUCCAUCAUAGGAAUAUUUAUGACAAUGAUUCACGUGUAUGUGAAAUUGAUGAUUACAGAAGUGAUGUUUUACACAAGGAUUCCCGUGGACACACAAAUGAAAUACAGAAUCACAAAUGGUUGAGAAGGAGAAGAGGGAAGAACUGUGGGGUAUAUGGAAAUAUAGAAAGAUCCAAGAGAAAGGAAAAAGGAAAUAAAAAAAGAAAUGAAGAACAUAUUAAUGAGGAUAUGAACGAGUUUGUGAGUUCUUUAUUGGAUAAUAAAAUUUUAAGAAAAACGAUGAGCAAUAUGGAUUUUAAUCACAAUAUUGUGCACAAGAAGGAGAUAGAAAAUGGGGAAGAUGGAGGAGAGGUAGAAAAUGGGGAAGAUGGAGGAGAGGUAGAAAAUGGGGAAGAUGGAGGAGAGGUAGAAAAUGGGGAAGAUGGAGAAGAGGUAGAAAAUGGAGAAGCAGAAAAUGGAGAAGAGGUAGAAAAUGGAGAAGCAGAAAAUGGAGAAGAGGUAGAAAAUGGAGAAGCAGAAAAUGGAGAAGAAUUAAAUCAAGAGAAAAGAAAAAAACUAAUCAUGCGCAGAUUAUCAAAAGUUAUCCGAACGCAAGACAUCAACUCGGAGAUAGAAAUGUUACAUAGCGAAAUUUUAAAAAAAAAAGUUUCAAAAGAUUGCGUAAGCAUUUUUGAGAAGAAAAAAAAAAGUUUUCAUAAAUUUGACAAAUACUUAGAAAUGAUGAAUGUAAAAAAAAAGUUGCACGAGAAGGAUCAAGAGAGAAGGAAAAGUCUAAAGACUAAUAACAAGGAUUUGAAUUAUGAAAAUGCAUUUGCUCCUAGUAGCGUGAUGCAUGAAGAUGAUUAUGAUGUGUUAUGCCAUGAAAAGAAAAAAAAAACAUCGUACGUAAAAUCAGGAGCCAUGAACUAUGAAGGAGAUAAUGACCAUAACUUUAAAAAAUCCAAGGAUCAAAAUGGACAUGUAGAAAUGGAUAUUAUUAAUUCGGUUGACGGAGAAGAAGUGGGAGAAGAAGCGAUUGGAGCAAGAGCAGAAAGAGAAAACGCAGAAGCAGAAGAAUCCGCACGAGGGUCCCCACUGCAACGGGUUAAUAGUGGAAGUGGGCUACAUCUAAACAAAAGCUUGGAAUUUUUUUCAAAUAAUUUUUUAAGUUUAAAACGAUUAAUUGAAAGAAAAAGUGGAGACACAAAUGUAGUUACAAAAAGGGAAGAUUCGUUAGACAAAGGGGAAGAAAAAAUUGACAUAGAUAUGAAAAAAAAAAAAAAAAAAAAUUCUUAUGAAGAUUACAAUAGCUGUUCCCAGGUGAGCAAAGCCAACCAGAAAAGUAGUAAAAGCCACAAGUUUGAUAUUUUUUUUGGAAUCAACAAGAAAAAUAGUGAGGGGUUACAUUUUGAUCGCAAUUUUAUGAAGCACGAUGGAAGUGGUGCAAAUAUUGGAAGUGGUGCAAAUAUUGGAAGUGGUGCAAAUGUUGGAAUUGCCUCCAAAAUUGACAAUCGUAAGAAGGGCCAUGGGAGAAAAGAAAGCGAUGGUGAAUGCUUCGAUUCUAAGUUUGAUUCUAGAUUCGGCUUGGGCUUCGCUUUGGGAUUUGACGCUGGGUUUGCAUCCGAUUCUGGUGAAGAUUGUGAUGUAUCAGCAGGUGUUAAGACUGGAAAGCAGAACCAAGGUGUGAAGGUUGCUAGAGGUGCCAAAAACUUGAACAAUGUGAAAGACAUGAAAAAUGUAAAAGGCGUAGAAAAUUGUGCUAUUCGGGAGGAAGGGGAAGAAUCAGAUGAAUAUAUGGAGAACCGAAUAAAAGAUAAGAUGAAAUUUGAUAGAGAAUCAAAGAGUGGAAGUUGUCAACCAUCGACGAAUCACAGAAAUAGGGAAAUAUCCAAGCGAAUAUGCAGCGUGCGGAAGAGUGAGCAGAGCGAGAGUAUAAACUGUUUUGAGAUGAAAAGAGAUACAUCAUAUGAGCAGGAAACCUGUGAAUAUAUGCAAAAUGUGAAAGGAAAAAAUUUUAAGAAUGUAAAGAAUAUUUUACUAUCCCUUGAAUUAAGUAAUGAAGAAAAAAUCGAUAAAAUUCGAAAGAUAUUAUAUUAUUCGUCAAGUGAAGAAAAGAAACUUAUUAUUAACGAGAUUCUGAACACAUUAUAUGUGUACCCACAGUUAUAUGUAUCAUGUAUCAUAUGUUUAUUUUAUUUGUUCAUUCUUGAUAAUGAAUUAUUUGAAAGAAAUUUCAAUUCAGAUGAUUUGGUUUAUUUAUUUAAUGAGAAAAUAGACUUUCGGUAUGCUGAAUGGUUUUUAAAAACUUAUAUUUUUUACAAAUUCAAAUUUUCUACUGGAUCUCAUUCCAGUGAGUACUACAAAAAUUGCGUUCGAAACGGACCUCUCAAUCAUGGGAAGCGGGUCCGAGGUGAGGUGCAUGAUGGGGAACAGACUGAUGAGAGUGAAGUUGGUGGAGAGUUGGGGAAGAAGCAGGAAAAAGAAUCAAAGGAGAAGCGAGAAAAAGAAACGGAAAAGAGGCAAGAAAAAGAAACGGAAAAGAGGCAAGAAAAAGAAACGGAGAAGAGGCAAGAAAAAGAAACGGAGGAGAAGCGAGAAAAAGAAACGGAGGAGAGCCAAGAAAAAGAAACGGAGAAAUCUGAGGCACGAAGAAUGAGCCAGGGAGGAUGGAGCGACAUGAGAAAAACAGAUAUAGGAGGAGGAAGCAUCAUAGGAGAAAGGUUUGAAGUGGAUAUAAAGAACAAAAUGUUUGAUAACUUUUUCGAGGGUUACAAUUCUAGUGUAGAUUCAGCCGAUAACUAUUUCUGUGAAAGAAAGAAACAUCUGAAGGAUGGUGUAAAGGAUGCGAAGAUUGUGUGGAAAAAUAUAGAGAGAUUGAAAUGUGUUGGAUAUAAAGAAUGUAAGACAUUACUAAAAAUAUGUUUAAAAAAUGAAAAUGAGAAAAAUGUGAAUUGUAUAUGCUCAAGCAAGAUACGGAGUUUAGUUAUUUCUAUAUGGUCACAUAUAUAUACUUCUAGACCUAAGAAAUCUCUGAUAAAAUUACUUUUUAAUUGGAUAAAUAAUAAAAAAGAUAAUUUAAAUAAAAAGAAGAAUUUAUUUUAUUUAUUACAAGCAGAAAAAAAAAGGAAUCCAAAUUUGCAGAAAAUUUGUUUUACUUAUUUUUUAAAAUAUAUAAUUAAAUAUAAAGAUGAUUGCUCGAAUGACAUUAUUUACACAUUAUAUUUAAUUGAAGAAAAAGAAUUAAAAAAAUAUUCCCAGAAUUUUUUCGAAAUAAAUAAAAUUGAUGUUAACCAGUUUAUUUCUAUGUGGAAUAUUAUGUGUGUUUUAUUUUGGGACACGAAAAAAAUUAAUGAUUUUACAUUUUUGCAUAAGAAUAAAUUUUACUACUAUGAUUUUAUGCUUAUUUUUUUAAAAACCUUUUAUGAAUAUAUACGUAUAAAUAAAGGUAUCCAAAGGGAACACAUGAUUCACUUCAAUAAUAGAUCUUUUCACACUGAUGUAUCUGUUGAUGUAGAACCUAAUGCUGCUUCAGGUGGAACUCGUACCUCUCAUAGGAGAAGUGCUUCUAUUUCCAAUUGUUCUUCUAAUAAGGAUGAAACAGUAGAGGACGAAGGGGAUGAUGGAUAUUUGAAUUUGUUUGACGUGGAAAACAUUAUUAACAACUUCAACUUUGAAGAAUUCGUCAGUAGUGAGAUGCGUAACAAUAGCUGUUUAGGUACCUUCCUCUCAGGUACCUCAGGAAGGGUAGAAGCACACUUUUGUAGAUAUUUUUAUUCAUCCCUACAUUUUUACCAAUUCUCUACUCUCCCUUUUUUUGCAGAAUCUGUCAUGAUGGACAAGCUAAGCGAAUCAGAGAACCAGCGAGAAUUGGAACCUGGUCUCAUGCAGAAAAUCCAAAAGAACCACGGAACGAAAAACAUUCAUACGAACGAUAGCGUGGAAAUAGAAAACUUGCUUCUUCUUGGAAUAUGUAUAAAAAUUGUAGUUUGUAGAAUUUCAAACCUGUUAAAUGCAAAAUGCUGUUUAGAACAAUUUCAUUAUUUUUUAAAUAAUCAAAAACUGGGAUUUAAGACAUUUAAAAAUGUUCAUAUGGUUCUUGUGUAUUUUAUUCCAUUUUUCAAAAAAUAUUUUUUCUUGUGGAAAUUUAUAGAACAUGAAAUUGAUGCAGAAAUUAUCAAGUUGAUUAAGGACAUCAUGAAAGACUUGGAGAUUAUUCAAGAAACAUCUGGAAUGACCUUAUCCAAUAUUUCCAACACAAAUUCUGUUCAUAAUAAACCUAGCUCUAUUCAUCAGAUUAGUCAAAUGAAUAAAAUAUUCAAUGUAAAUCAUGAGAUGCAACAAAAAAAUGAAGAAAAUUGGAAUUAUUCUUUUGAAUCUCCCAACUUAUGCUAUGUAAGAGGGCAAUCCAAUUUAGAAAGUGAAAAAUAUGGAAGGUCCAGUCCGCGCAACUUUCAAAACGGAGACGAUAUUAUCUCAAUAGGAGAGGGAAAAAAGACAAAAAAUUUGGAACAUUUUUACCUGAACGGCAAGGUGAAUUUUUCUGCAGAUGGGAAAAAUGCCCCAAAGGAAGAAGCACAGAAGGAAGUAUUAACUGAUGACAUAUACUUUGCUACCUCUAGGUUGAGAAAAGAGAUGCUAGUAAUACAGAAUAGUGGGAAUAGUGGGAAUAGUGGGAAUAGCGGGAAUAGCGGGAAUAACAGUAACCAUGAUAGAAAUACAAAUGUUAGACGUUUCAAUGGAAAUGAUAGAAAAGAAACGAACUAUGAAUUGCAUUCCCCAAAUAAGAAACAAACAAAUGUGGAAAAAAAAAGCCAACAGCAUAAUGAUAACAUUAUGAUGGACAUGGUUAUAUGCAGAAGUGAAGAAGACACAGAAGAGAAUUGCGUCACCUAUGAUGAUAUGUUCAGGACAUAUGAAAGUGAAAGUAACUCUGUAGGGAAAGACACAGUGCACAAUUACAACGUAAAAGAGUACAUAACAAACUUACACUUUAAAAAUUCGAUGGAUGACAAUAUCAUUUCGAGGAAAAAUAAUAAUACCUCUGCAGAGGCACAAGGUGAGAGACAGAAAGGGAAAAAUGUCGAUAAUAAUGAUGGGGGAGAGGACAACAAUGGGGACAGCACCGAUGGCAACUACAACAGUGGCAACUACAACAGUGGUGACGAUUAUCAUGUUCACUAUGAAGGGACUAACGCGAAGGAAGCAGCAGCAUCCAUGAAAGAAGCAAAAAGGAAGAUGGGUGAAACGAACAGUUUGACAUUCCCAAGUAAGUUAGACGAUGACCUAUUUAAUGCGAAUUCCACAUUCUUUGGAAAAUUUUCAAUGGAUUCUGUACCUCCCCUGAAGAAUAGCUCAUCAAAAGAAAAACAUAUAUUGAACGAAGCGAAUCAGAAUUAUCACAACAGCAGUAAUGUUUGUAAAAUGGUUGUGGCACAGGAUGGUAUGGUAAAUGAAAAUAAAGGAAUAGGAAGUAGAGGAGUAGGAGUAGUAAACGUGACAGGAAUAUCAUCGGACCCUUUUAGUAAUAAAAAUGAUAUGGUUAAUAAAUUUUUAUCAGUUAGUUUGACAAGAGAGGAAAAUGGUGAAAAGGAGGAGGGGGUGAUAGGAAGAAUGGGAAGAAACGGAUCCAUUAAUAUAAUGAGUUUUAAUAGUGUUACUUCAAAAAGAGAAAAAGAAAAGAAGGAAUUGCAAAAAAGUAGCAAUAGUACAAUCAAUCGAAAUGAUGAAGAUGAUGAUCCAAGUGGUAUUUCCAGAGAAGGAGAAAAGGGUAAGAAUGUUACUAAUGUACAAGUAAAGGAAUUUCCAUUUGAUAAUGCAGUACGAGGAAGUAAGAAUUCUCCCAGCAGUGGAAUUAUGAAAACAAUAUGUAUAAAAAAAAAUCACAUGAAUGAAAAUUAUCAAGAAGUUGAUUUUACAACAGAUAUUUUGGAUGAAGAAAAAAAAAAAAAAAAAAAAAAUUCUGAAAAAAAUAAAUUAAAAAAGAGGGGGGGAACUGGGGCAGGAGUAGGAGGAGCAGCACCUAAAUAUCUGAUGCUCAAAAUUGACAUGUGUGAAUUAAAAAAAAUGACGAAAAGUAAAUUAAAACAUCCACCAGUUGGUUUAGUUAACUUAGGGAAUACAUGCUAUUUGAACAGCUUUCUCCAAGCAUUAUACAGCACUGUUUCUUUCGUUGUGAAUUUGUAUCUCUUUAAGGUUCGAAAUGACACGAAGGAAUUGACCACAUCAAACCCUUUCAUGGAGGAGAAGGAUAAGAACUGUUUGCAAAAUGGAAUCAACAGAAUUCAAAAUCAAAAUGAGAUAUUCAUUCAAAACAGGAUGAAUAAUACACUUAGCCGUUUGAACAGCUGCAAUAUUAUUACAACUAAUGAAAAUGAAAAUGAAAAUUUCAUUCAGGAAUUAAAAAAAUUUUUCAUUACAAUGACCACGACCACCAAGCCGUACAUAUCCCCAGAUUGUAUCUUAGGGCUACUUCCUCAUGAACUGAACAAUAGAAAUCAGCAAGAUGUGACAGAACUUUUAAGAUAUAUAUUUGAUAAGUUAGGUGGUUCUGGUAAAGAAUUUCUACGACUCAUAUUUUCAGGUGUUCUUGUUCAGAAAAUUCAAUGUCAAAAAUGUUUUCUUAUAUCAAAAAGGGAAGAAGUAAUACAUGACUUAUCAUUUCCCGUUCCGUUGAAAACUUCAGAACGUUUAUCAAUUCAAAAAUUUUUUGACACAUUUGUGCAGAAGGAGAAAAUUCAUGGAUCCAACAAGUACCGCUGCUCCAAGUGCAACAAAAAGAGGAACGCUCUUAAAUGGAAUGAAAUUAUUUCACCUCCUUGCCACCUCAUUUUGAUUCUGAAUAGGUAUAACUGGUCGUUCAGUUCAAAUGAUAAGAAGAAAAUCAAGACACAUGUAAAAGUAAAUUCAAAAAUAGUUGUAAACAAUUUUGACUAUAAAUUGUAUGGUGGAAUUAUCCAUGGGGGUACAUCAGCUUCAUCAGGUCAUUAUUACUUUAUUGGAAAAAAAUCUGAAUGUCAUUCUCAGGAUGAUCGAACUAACCGAUGGUAUAAGAUGGACGAUUCUGUUGUUACCAAAAUCAGUUCUAAAUCCAUAAACAGAAUAUCGAAGGAUACUUCAAAUGACCACACACCUUACGUUCUCUUUUACCGUUGCAAACAGGCCCCUCCUUCUCCUGCCUUGCACUUCUAG